AUGGAGGAGUCCAUCGAUGUGCAUCCCUUGAAACAUCGGAGAGGUCCUGGAGACGAAGAAGAUUACGAAACGCCUGUACGACCCGGUGAUGGUCGGAAAGCGGUCAAAUGGGAUCGUGGACUCGAGGUCUCGGCUUUCCUGGAUGAAAUUGAAGUACAGCCAAGAAAAUACCGUGCUGGAGAAGGUGCAGCACCUCGUAAGGGUUGCUUGAGUGCAGGACCGAACAGAGUUGCGCUAGAUAAUUUAGGAAACCCAGUGAACGCCGAAGCACCGCUCGAACUCGCACCAGAGAAGGUCCUCGUAACGAAGUACGUCUACGACAAUGAUGAAGAGGCUCUACUAUUCGCGCCACCCCCCGCAAAGACUACACGAAGUAAGACAAAGAAGAAGUAA
Messenger RNA from Fomitiporia mediterranea MF3/22, 393 nucleotides. RefSeq lists its product as uncharacterized. Lineage: Eukaryota; Fungi; Basidiomycota; Agaricomycetes; Hymenochaetales; Hymenochaetaceae. The coding region runs from base 1 to 393 and encodes 130 amino acids. The record is from RefSeq and is a predicted model, not a curated record. The transcript has 2 exons.